GAAGGUCUUUAAAACAGAAUAAUAUCACUGUGCUACAGCUACACUUGACUUUGGUUCUUCUUCAGGUCGCAGGAGGAGGAGCUGCUUUGUGUUCCUGAGCUGAUCAUCGACUGAAUAUGGACAAAGACGAACUCGAACUCAUCAUGGCUCUGAGAGCCAUGGCUUUUUUAGAGGCGAUGGAAAUGCAAGCAGAAAUUCUGAAAAGGCUGGCUGCUGCAUGUCGCCCUGAAAGUCCCAGGAGCUCUGCUGAAAGGAAAAGAUUAAUAAAACUUGCAAUAGAGAACUGCAAAGACGAAACUGUCCUGCAGUGGCUGAGAGAAAAUUCAGAGUCUGGCACCUUCAGAAAACUCUCAGACAUGUUUGAUUUUCUGAAAAGUAAAAUUGAUGAGGAAGAAAAGAAGAACCAUGAUGACACUGUUGACAUAAUCUUUGUGGCACAUGGAGCAAUCACAGACUCCAUGAUCCCAGCCAAGUGUUUGCUGCCUCUGCCCACCAUCACUGACCUGGUCCUGUACUCUCCCUGGAACUGUGCCACCACACCUGAAGUGACCUAUGGCAUUGCAACAGGGAAAAUGAGGCCAGAGCACAGGAUUUUUUUCCGUGAUCUUCCACUACCGUUUUUUUUCCAUAGUAUAACUGUUGUUUACAAACAGCAACCCCCGAACCUGCCAGACUGCUGGAACUCACUGAAGAAAGUGGGAGGACGCAUGAUCCCAAAUAUCAGUGUUAGCCCUCUGCAGCCACAUGACGGUGUGUGGGAAAGAUUUAAGUCUCUCUCAACAAAAUAUGGCCCACCAGGAAGAAACCACAUCGUCAUCCCGUUCAUCCUCCCAGGAGAGAGUGAAAGUGUCCCGUUCUCUGCCAUUGCCUUGGCUCUGUCCCUGGUGCUCCUCUCUUCCAGGUUUAAAGCCACCGUGCACCUUGAUACCUGUCUGAGUGAUAAGUCUACAGGACGGGAAUCUGACAGGAAGUAUCUGCAGGAGCAGUACUACUGCACUGAAGACAACACUGUGAUGACAUGUUCACCAGAUGCCUUCGAUGUGAACUGCUGUUCCGGAAACAUCAAACUAUAA
Messenger RNA from Pundamilia nyererei, 1073 nucleotides. The record is from RefSeq and is a predicted model, not a curated record. Lineage: Eukaryota; Metazoa; Chordata; Actinopteri; Cichliformes; Cichlidae.